Microdochium trichocladiopsis is the source of this 1347-nucleotide messenger RNA. RefSeq names its product riboflavin kinase. The transcript is spliced from 2 exons. Gene Ontology annotation, biological process: FMN biosynthetic process; riboflavin biosynthetic process. Gene Ontology annotation, cellular component: mitochondrion. Bases 492 to 1154 code for a protein of 220 amino acids. Gene Ontology annotation, molecular function: riboflavin kinase activity. The record is from RefSeq and is a predicted model, not a curated record. Lineage: Eukaryota; Fungi; Ascomycota; Sordariomycetes; Xylariales; Microdochiaceae.
UGUUCCCGAGCCUUCCAUGCAUAUAUGACAGCUCCAUUGUCCUUUGUCCGCGCCGUCUACUAGACCUUUCUGCCCUCUCUUCCUCCUCCUCCUCCUCUUCCUGAAACGUUCCAGAAGCACUGUGCACACACCUGUGCCUCUUUGCUCCAAGACGAGACAGAUUCCAUCUGGACUGUGCUCUCCACACCCGUCCGGUUCGCCAGCGUCCAACCCCGCGAUAUCUGGAUAAGCUUGAGCACCACCACCAUCAUUACGACCUUUAGCCCGCAGCGCCAGACCGCAGGCACGGGCUACCACAUAGUUCCUUCCCCGCAAGGAGCAGCGACACGGCGACGACAAAACCCCGGUGCAACUUCAUCGCGCAAAACUACGAGAAGAACAACAGUAGGGAGAAGACCUACAGAUCCGCGCGCGACAACCCUCCUCCGCCGUCAUUGCAGCAGCAGCAAACCCCAGCGAGAAAAAUAUAAAAGAGGAAUAUAAACAAGAGGAUGGCGACAUCAGAGACGGCCAAGUCGGGCGACUUGCGGCCGCGCAUCGUAGGCGCCGACACCGGGCCUGAGGCGCCGUUCCCGCUGCACAUGGAGGGCACGGUUAUUUCCGGGUUCGGGAGGGGUUCGAAGGAGCUCGGCAUCCCUACUGCCAACCUGCCCGUCGACAGCGCCGUGACUCCCUGGAUCGAAGACGCAAAGUCGGGCGUCUACUUUGGCUACGCAUCCCUGGCCCUGCCCGCGGGCCACCCCGAUCUCUCCUCCUCCGCAACGACUGGCGACACCACCGCCUUCCAGACCUACCCGAUGGUCAUGUCGAUAGGGUACAACCCGUUCUACAAGAACACGGUGCGCUCCGCCGAGGUGCACGUGCUGCACAGGUUCCGGGCCGACUUCUACUCGGCUCCGAUGCGGCUCCUCCUGCUGGGCUACGUCCGCGACGAGCUCGACUACAGCGGCCUCGAGGCGCUCAUCAAGGACAUCAACAUUGACUGCGAGGUUGCGAGGAACAGCCUCGCCCGGGAGGCAUGGAGGCCCAAGGAAGGGGUCCUCGUGGUGCGUGAGGGAGAGGGCGAGGGCAGUGGAGAAGUAGGACGAGGGGAAGUUGUCGUUGAGACGGGCAGCCUGGACGGGUCGUGGCUGGUGAGGCCAUUGGAAGCGUAAAAAUAGUGGUUACCCGUAACGCAAGGAAUACCUGGUGCACGACACGUUUGUUGGCCACGCCUGGGUUAGGAAGGAAACGCGCAGGAAUGGAAAGGGGGUUAGAGAUAAAAGAUAGAACGCGAACAACUAGGACUUGCCAGCAGCAAGCGGAAAGAAAGUAUAGAUAGACGGCAACAAGAGGACUCUUUCUGUA